AUGAAUGAAACUUUAGAUGCCACUAAUGGUAACACAGAUAAAACACCAGUCAUUGAUGCCAAUGAUAGAGAAUGUGAUAAUGCUGACCCUGAAGAGUGUGAAGAAAGUAAUGAUAAAAAGAGGCAAAAGACAUCUGCUGUUUGGUUAGAAUUCAAAGAAGUCACUCUUUCUGAUGGUUUCAAAAAAGGAGAGUGUGUCCAUUGCAAGAAGAAGCUAGCAAUAAAUACAAAUGGCAAGUUUGAUAUGGUAAAGAUGAGAGAAGCAGCUGCACAUUGGAUACUUAUGCACGAGCAUCCUUUUUCGAUUAUAGAAGAGGAAGGUUUUAACAUGAUGCAAAAACGUGGGAUGCCUGAAUGGGAAAAGGUAUCACGCAAUACUAUUAAAAAGGAUUGCAUGCAAGUUUAUGAAGUAGAAAAGAAGAAAUUAAAGGCAUUGUUGAAGACUGUCAGCAAGAUUAGUUUGACAACAUAUUUGUGGAAAUCAAGUAAUCAAAAGAUUGAGUACAUGGUUCUUACAGCACACUUUUUAGAUUCUAAUUGGAGAUUGCAAAAGCGUGUUAUUAGCUUUGUUCACAUACCUUCUUCUCGUCGCGGUGUUGAGAUUACUGAUUGUAUUUUUAAGUGUCUAAAGGAAUGGGGAAUUGAAAACAAGGUGUUUACACUUUCUGUGGACAAUGCUUCAAGCAAUGAUGUGGCGAUUAGAAUUCUUAAAGACACUUUUUCAAGAAAUAGGAUGUUGUUUUGUGGAGGAAAAUUAUUUCAUGUUCGGUGUUGUGCAUAUAUCUUAAAUUUCAUGGUUCAAGAUGGCCUUUCUGAGAUUAAGAAUAUGAUUGGUGAUGUUCAUGAAAGUGUCAAUUUUAUUAAUCAAAAUGAGGCAAGACUUAACUCAUUUUCUGAUAUAAUACAGCAGUUACAGUUGCCUGAUAAGAAACUCAUUCUCGAUUGUAAAACACGUUGGAAUUCAACAUUCGAGAUGUUAUCGAUUGCAAUCAAAUUCAAAGAAGUGUUUCCGAGACUCAAAGAGCGAGAAUCUCAUUAUGAAUGUUGUCCAAGUCAUGAAGAUUGGGAAAAUGUGGAAAAAGUUUGUGAGAUUUUAGAAGUUUUUAAUUCAGCCACUAAAAUCAUCUCUGGAAGUGAUUAUCCAACUUCAAACCUGUUUCUGAAUGAAGUUUAUCGUGUGAAAGUGUUGUUGGAUAAAAGGAUGAAUGAUGAAAAUGAAUUUGUUCAAGCAAUGGUUCGUAAGAUGAAGAGUAAAUUUGAUAAGUAUUAG
Molecule: messenger RNA, 1269 nt
Organism: Durio zibethinus
Lineage: Eukaryota; Viridiplantae; Streptophyta; Magnoliopsida; Malvales; Malvaceae
Source: RefSeq, a predicted model, not a curated record